CUAUAUUUCUUUGAUGAAAAUGCAGUGACGUUAGGGAGGUAUACCUGCUAGUGUGGUACUUUCAAAAGUAUGGUUGGUCAAGAAGCGCAUGAGGUGAGAGCACGAACUAAUAUACAAGUCCAUGGUGAGAGGACGCAGAGUGUGAGGCUAGAGAGAGCAGGUGUUACGUGCCAGUGCAAGGUAUGAGCUAGAGCUCCACAGGGGAAGGCACGAUGCGGACGCACUGGCCUAACGGCCCUCCUCCCCAGCUGAGUGUACCAACUGGAGAACGCAGGAGGGAGCAGGACCUGACCUCAGCCUCAGAGCUGCACGUGCACACAGAUUACACAUAUAAACAAAAGGGCAUCGUGAUUUCUUGUACUUUUCUUUCAAACAAUCACAAAAUAGGCAGGUGCUUUUUUAACAUUCGACUUAGCCCGAGAAGACCCGCAGAGUGAUGUAUGUCAUCAGGAGACAGCAGGCUCAAUAAAUAUGCAUCCACGGGAGUGUUUUCUGUCAUAACCACAUCGUAGUCCUAACGCACACUUGGCGAAAUGAGCAAGUUCGUCUGGUUUGUGUUCGGUGUGCUGACCACUGUGGUGUACCUGACGCUGGGCCAGACACAGGUAUGCCAAGCUCCUUUCGGCCAUUUUCCCAGCAACCUUAACGACGGUUGCACAACUUUCUACUGGUGCUGGAAUGGUCGUGCGCACCUGAGGCAGUGUCCACCUGGACUCUCCUUUGACGUCAACACUCUGGGGUGCGUCAGUCAGCAACAAGUGGCGUGUGUCAACAACAACCAGGCAGCAGCUCCGCAGGGAAUAAACGUCAAUCCGGGAUCACCGGACAGACCCAACAGCCGACCAUCAACCAGGUACAAGUGCAGGCAUCCAAUCAGGUCCUGUGCCCAACAAUCCGGCAGCUGCAGUCCGUCCAUUCAAACGGUCAGCCUGUUAACCCUCCACCAGCCAAUGUCCCACAGUUUCCACUCAACGCUGGACUCGCCUUUCCCGGUGCUGGUGUUAAUGCUGGGGAGCUGCAGGUGGAUCACUGGUGCUGGGACAGCUGUCGGCCUAGAGGAGCUGCAGGUGCAGAAGCUAGUGCUACUGGAUGGCAGGUGCAGGUGCACGAGGACUGGGCGCCACUGGUGAUGCUGCCGUAUCAGCUGGCUCUGUCUCUCGGGCCGGAACAGCAGCUGUGAUUGGUGCCGGAAUUAAUUCCCCUGGUGUUGUCGCGGGAGCUGGCGUCAGGGCAGCUGCAGGGACAGGCGUCAACACAGGUGCAGGUUCAGCCGCUGUUGCAGGUGCCAGGAAUGUAAAUCAGCCAUUUGAGGGCGUGCUCUUGAACGUCCCUGGAAAUGUGCCCUUGCAACCUGUUCCUGGAAACAGCUGGGGUCAAGGUUUGUUGGAGGUCAAGCAUCCUAGGAGAUGUAGGUGGAGAUGAGUUCCCUGGUAAUCAAGUUCAAGGCCAAGGACAAGCUCCAGGAAGCGAAGCUGCAGCUGUACCAGCUGUGGUGGCCAACCAACACCAGUCUGCAACUAUUAAUCAAGCACAGACAGUGGGUGUGGGCUCUGGGAAAUAAAACCCACAGUCAGUGGCAGUGAGACGGGGAGAGAAGAUGCAAAGGUGUCUUCACAUUACACUGCUGUUGUUACACUCAGUUACUUCCUUAUACUGCUGUUGCUACACUCAACUUCCCUACACUAUUCUUAUAUUUUACUUCCUCAAGGUGUGUUGAUGACAAAGAGGGCAGCUGCAAGUUUGCCGUGGAAGUAUCUCUAAAACCAAGUCUACAGUUAAAACUAUUUUUGCACGAUGCUAAAAAUAAGAUUGUGAGAAAUUCGCUAAACUGCGACCUCAGGACUUUAGGUUAGACACGUGAACACCUGGGAGAUGGACUUGAUUGAUAUGCCCCCUUUGUCAGUCACCACAAGACGAUGGAUUACACCUGUUACAUUGCCACCUUUCACAAGCUUUGCCACUAGAAUGUCUGCCAGUUGACAACAGAACCCAACCAUCAUACUCUACAGUGUGUUGUUACAAUGUUACACACCUUAACAACCUUGCUAGAUGUCUCUAUUACUGUUGUACACCUUGCAAGCAAUUUCUUGUAUGCACUUAUGGACAUUAGAAUGAUUGCACCCCAUGACUCUCUUUGUCAUUUCAAACGGUCAUCUGAGACAAUAACUGGAAAUAUUUGGUUUGACUGUAAUAGGCUAACUGUUGUAGUGACUAUGAUAUACUAUACCAGUGAUGCGCAACCUUUUUCGGCCUGCGGGCCAUACACAUUUCCGACAUGCGUGUCACGGGCCACUUCACCGCAAAAAUACACAAAAAAAGAAGAAAAAAAAUAGAGCAGAUACCAUUUUUAUUAGAAAC
This is a messenger RNA of Pomacea canaliculata, 2358 nucleotides long. RefSeq lists its product as uncharacterized. Bases 534 to 1130 code for a protein of 198 amino acids. Gene Ontology annotation, molecular function: chitin binding. The record is from RefSeq and is a predicted model, not a curated record. The transcript is spliced from 5 exons. Gene Ontology annotation, cellular component: extracellular region. NCBI's taxonomy places the organism in Eukaryota, Metazoa, Mollusca, Gastropoda, Architaenioglossa, Ampullariidae.